GCGCGCGCCUUUAACCUUAUGUGCAUGUGGCUCGGGCUCGUAGCAGCCCCCCCACCCACACACGAGCGCACAGACAGACUCUAAAGAGUAGCUCACGAGCAGUUUCUUUCCAGUCACUCCCCUCCUUUGAACCCUGCCUGCUCGCGUUAAAAGUGUCGGCUGGCUGCUGCAGGGCGCUCACUGCACUGAUGGACCGCAGGAGGAUGGAUGCUGCUGACGGAGGCCGCGUGCUCCACCGGGGCAGGCGCGUUAGGAAGCUCGCGGUGGUCGUCGCCUUGCAGAACCUGCUGGUGGCUGCGUGCCUGCUGGUCACGCUUUACGUUUACCGGGACGUUUCCCAGGGAGUCAACCGGGACGUUUCCCAGGGAGUCAACCGGGGCGAUCAUGAUUCUGAAGAUAAUAUACACAUACAGUUUGUGCCUAUUGCAGACGUCCCAGGCAACAAGAAACUGAUGUUUCAUGAGAUUGAGAGCAGCAAUAAGAUGGGUCUGGUUGCUAAGAAGAACGACACAAUCGGCAUCAACUGCACUGGACCCUACAUUCUGUAUAUGGAGGUGUGUUAUAAGGGCAUGAACCAACCCAAGGAAGCCCAUGGGACACUGGAGCUGCGUGUGGAGGGGAGUAACACUUCUGUCAGCUCUGUCAACUUGACUGCUUCACAUGAAGUCUGCAGGGGGCUCCACAGUAUAGCCUACCUCAGGGCGAAUGAGAGAGCCAGUCUGCACUUGAACUGCACAGACGAUUUCAAGGUUAAGAAUGUGACUGUGGGCCUGAGCUAUCUGCUGGGGAGUCAGUGCAGAUACUGAUGAGGGCCAGUAAAUGCUUUCUGAAGAAAAAGACCAGAGCUGACUGGGAUGAGGAAGGGAGCUCAGCGCUUGUGCUCAUCUGCCGCUGUGAGAACAGACACACUAAGCAGGACUCACGUCAUGAUGGCAUGACUUGUGUUGACAGACUCUUUUUCUACUUUGUUUAUUACCUCGACCAAGGCAGGAGCCAUGCUUCUGGUAGUUUGACUGUCAGCAAGAAAUCUCAACAACUUGUGCAUGUUCCUGGGCAAGAGCAGAUCUUAUGAUUUUAAUGGUGGCGAUUCACAAUCCUCCUCAGGUGAUUAUUCAUUAUCAGUUGUAAAAAUCCGUCUGAUUGCAGAAGUCUAUUGUGUGUCUAGUUAUUUCUUGGAACUUUAAAAGCCAGAAUUAGUCUGAGUGAAACUGAACCACAUUUACCGUUUUAUAAGCACUUCCAUACAAAAAGAUAAACUUUUAUUGCAGUGAUAUUGGGACCCUAAAGUGGCUACACAGGGUUUUUGAGAGUUCUGCACUCCACAGAUGCCUUCUAGUUUUAAUAUAUAUAUAUAGCUAAUAUGUCAUAAUGUCCAGUACUUUAUUUCACUCUAACAGUACCAGGUUAUGUAGUACCUAAUGAAUGUAUUUGUUAUUGGUGCAUUUAUUCUCCUGUGAAGCUCCAAUCUGAGUCUCAUAAACUUUCUGUGUGCUGUGUCGCUACCAAAAAGUGUUUAACUAGCUUGGAUUACCAGCCUGGGGGAGUUUUUCACAACAGUGACAGUCUCACUGACAUGGUUACCCUCAAUUGCCUCGGGCUUUUCUUUCUGUGAGCAACAUGUUCAUAGAUGUCAUCUGUUUUAUCUUGGUCGACUAGAGCUGGUGUUCCCUCAAGAGUGACAGGCUUGAUGCUGCAAUCACAUUGGCACACAGACAGCUCAGGUUAAAAAGACCAGAAAGGAGGUUAAUGAAGUGGGGUUUUUACUUUGAUUGUAUCUCUUCCUAAUGUUGUAAUAUUUCUCCUUUUUGUGUUUUUAAUUAUGCCUAUAGUUAAAAAGCAAGAACCAAGUGUUGAUCAUUCCCCCUGUGAGGUUCUUUGUAUGUACUGUAUUAGUGAAGCUAUAAUAUUUUCAAUGAAAAGCCAUUUUGUAAUAAUGAUGAAUGAUGAUUUUUAAGUAUGCUGUGAGGCACAUUUUACUAUGUUCUUGUCACACCAUGAUAUAUACCAUCUGGUGCAAGCUUUAAACAAUGUCAUAUUCAGUGUUGAUUAUUGUUUAAAUUGGUUGGUUUGAUGGUUUUGAUUUCUUCUAUAUCAUCAAUGAAAUAUUUAAUACAUAUUGCGAGAUUGUGUGUUCAAAAAGAGGGGUUUUUGAUGAUUUUAAAUGUUGCAAAAUGAGCAGAAAUUUUCUCAUAAAAGAGCUGUGUCAUAUGAAUGUAAAAUAAAGAUGUGAUAUGGCACUGUAUAAUUCAUCCUGGGAAUAUACUGUGUGGCUAUACCUCGUGUAAGCUUUGGCACGGAUCACCUGUUGGAAUGAAACUUUAAUAAAAAAGAGUUUCCAUUUGGCAAUAA
This is a messenger RNA of Dicentrarchus labrax (European seabass), 2349 nucleotides long. RefSeq lists its product as uncharacterized. The coding region runs from base 189 to 806 and encodes 205 amino acids. Lineage: Eukaryota; Metazoa; Chordata; Actinopteri; Moronidae. The record is from RefSeq and is a predicted model, not a curated record. The transcript is spliced from 3 exons.